Molecule: messenger RNA, 1839 nt
Organism: Ramularia collo-cygni
Lineage: Eukaryota; Fungi; Ascomycota; Dothideomycetes; Mycosphaerellales; Mycosphaerellaceae
Product: related to endonuclease/exonuclease/phosphatase family protein
Exons: 2
Coding region: 1-1839 (612 amino acids)
Source: RefSeq, a predicted model, not a curated record
AUGAAGGCUUCACUGGUGACCGCCUGCGUGGCUCUCCUCGCUUCGGCUUCUGCUCAACUCGUCAACCCAACAAUUGCUUCGAUCAAUGGAGAUCGCUACCUGUCUCCAUUCGCCGGGCAAACAAUCACCGGACUUCGAGGACUUGUGACAGCAAAAGGGCCAAAUGGUUUCUGGAUCAGGUCGACUUCGCCUGAUAGGGAUCCCCGCACAUCCGAUUCAGUCUAUGUCUUCGGGAGGAACAGCGUUGGCAACGUCACUGUCGGAGAUGUAGUAUCGCUGGACGGGACAGUUGCCGAAUUUCGUUCGAACAGAGACUACCUCUUCUUGACGGAGAUUGAGCAGCCCAGCAAUGUCAUUGUCGUCUCCUCUGGCAACCGAGUGGAGGCGCUCGAGAUCGGAAAGCGCGGUCUCACUCCCCCGACAGAGCUGCAUACCUCUUUGGAUGAUGGAGAUAUUUUCGGUGUUCCCAACAACAGGUCUCUGCUCUCACAAGUCAACCCUAGGCUAGAGCCAUCUCGCUAUGGGCUGGAUUUCUGGGAGUCUCUUUCUGGGGAACUCGUCACAGUACGCCGACCACGCGUGCUCAAUCGGCCCAACUCAUUUGGCGAUACAUGGGUCGUGGGGAAUUGGCCAACUACGGGUGAUAACAAACGAGGAGGCCUCACCAUCACCAAGGGCGAUGGUAAUCCCGAAGCAAUACUCAUCGGCUCUGCCCUCGACAACUCUACCAACCCAUCAGACUCGAAGCUUGGCGACGAGCUUGAGGAUAUCACAGGCGUCGUGGCAUAUGCUUUCGGUUUCUACCGCAUUCUCCCAACGACUGCCGUGGCUGUCAGGAAAUCACAGCGACCCGCGACGGCAAGCGCUUCGACGUUGCGUUCCAACGGUCGCUGUGAUGGAAUCACAGUCAGUCAAUACAACAUUGAGAAUGUGGCACCAACUUCAGCCAAUAUCCCUCAGAUAGCGGACCAUGUUGUCAACUUCCUCAAAUCACCGGAUCUUCUUAUACUGCAGGAAGUGCAAGACGAUGAUGGUCCUACUAACACACCGAUUGUCGACGCAAACAUCACCAUGGCUGCUAUUAGGGACGCAAUCACUGCAGCAGGCUCCUCCUUCCAAUACGAUUUCACCAACGUCAACCCUGUGGAUGACCAAGAAGGUGGCCAGCCUGGCGGAAACAUUCGCAACGUUUACUUCUACAACCCAGCAGUCCUUCGCCUCGCGAACCUCAACCCUGGCUCCAGCACUCAAGCGACAGAAGUACUCCCAGGCCCACGCCUCAGCUUAAACCCCGGCCGCAUCGACCCUGCUAACUCCGCCUGGACAUCGGCCCGUGUACCACUUGUUGCGCAGUGGGAGACCGUGGGUGAUCGCCGUGGCUCGAGCACAUUCUUCACCGUCAAUGUCCACAUGACCUCCAAGGGAGGUUCUUCGUCACUUCACGGUGAUGCCCGCCCUCCCGUCAACAACGGCGUGGAGAUUCGAACCGCACAAAACGCAGUCGUCGCAAACUUUGUYAGACAGAUCCUGGAUAAAGACAAAGAUGCCGCUGUGAUCGUUGCAGGCGAUUUCAACGAGUUCGCCGUAGUGGACGCGCUCAUUCGAUUCGUCGCUGCGUCCGGCCUCAAAAGCAUGGAUGAUGUGGUCAAGCGACCGGACGAAGAGCGAUACACCUACUUAUUUGACUCCAACAGUCAGUCUCUCGAUCAAAUGUACGUCAGCCCCAAACUGUCCAAGGGCUCGCGAUUCGAACAUUUGCAUCUUAAUACCUGGCUGGAUUUCGAUAGUCAGGCUUCGGAUCACGAUCCUAGUGUCGCUAAAGUCAAUGUUUGUAAAUGA